This is a messenger RNA of Pygocentrus nattereri (red-bellied piranha), 1919 nucleotides long. RefSeq names its product interferon-inducible GTPase 5-like. Bases 239 to 1489 code for a protein of 416 amino acids. Lineage: Eukaryota; Metazoa; Chordata; Actinopteri; Characiformes; Serrasalmidae. Gene Ontology annotation, molecular function: GTP binding. The record is from RefSeq and is a predicted model, not a curated record. Gene Ontology annotation, cellular component: membrane. The transcript has 4 exons.
CUGAAAAACGCCGCACAGGGAGGGGCGACGGAGCAGCUCUUAACUUUCUGUUUCAGUGACUCUAAGCGUUCUCUGCCCACAGAGCGAUACUUUACUUUUUAUUUCGACGUUUCUAAGACACACAGCGUUGUUCAUCCUGCAGUGUGAAAUUUCUUUUUAGCUAUUCAGAGGUGGACUUGCUUGUGUGCUUUGCAUCAUUUUCCAGCUGCAUAACUUAACUGUGCUUGAACUUCAGGCCAUGGCCAGACAGGCGGACAAUCUCCUUCAGAAUUUUCAGAUGGAUGAGUUUACAGAGGAGGACUAUGACAUCAUAACUGUUGAUGAAAUUAAAGAAACACUGACCCAUGAAGAUCUUCCAUCAGUUGUCAGCAAGAUUAAGGAUUAUUUUGAACAGCAAGACCGUGUGGAGCUGAACAUUGCUGUGACUGGAGAGUCCGGCUCUGGAAAAUCCACCUUCAUCAAUGCUUUUAGGGGAAUGGGGGAUGAGGAGGAGGGCUCUGCAGAAACUGGUGUUGUAGAGACGACUAAGUUUCCCACACCUCACCUACAUCCAAAAUACCCAAAUGUCAAAUUGUGGGAUCUUCCUGGCAUUGGAACACCCAACUUCAAAGCUAAUCACUAUCUUAAACAAGUUGAAUUUCAACGGUAUGAUUUUUUCAUCAUCAUCGCCUCAGAUCGCUUCAGAGAAUGCCACGCCACUUUAGCAGCAGAGAUAGUAAAAAUGGACAAGAAGUUCUACUUUAUUCGCUCAAAGAUUGACAGCAACAUUUCUGCUGAGAAAAGAAAGAAGAAGAAAAUAUUCGAUGAGCAAAAUAUACUGGAUGCUAUCAGAAAAGACUGCAUUGAAGGGCUGGAAAAGAUUGGUGUAGACUCUCCUGUGGUCUUCCUGAUCUCAUGCUUUGACCUUGCCCUCUAUGAUUUCAACUAUCUUGAAAUGACCAUGGAGACAGAACUUCCCCAGCACAAGAGACAUAUGCUGAUGCUGGCCCUUCCAAACAUCAGUCUGGAGAUCAAUGAGAGAAAGAAGAAAGCCCUGCAGAAAAAUAUAUGGAAGCUAGCUCUGAUGUCUGGUGCUGUUGCAGCUGUUCCGAUUCCUAUAGCAAAUGCAGCUUUUUCAGUCAUUGUAGAUGUGAUGAUUUUGGUGGUAGAACUUAAAAAAUACUACAAUGCCUUCAGUGUUGAUCCUGCCUCCUUGCAGAGGCUCGCUGACAGAUCAGAAAGGUCAGUAGAUGAGUUGAAAGCAGUAAUGAAGUCUCCUUUGCAUGCAGAAAUAAACAAAGAUCUGGUUAUUAAAUUGCUGGCUGGUUGCGCUGUUGGUGGUUUAGAAGCAGCAGCAGAAUUCUGGCUGGGUCUCAUCCCUGUUGUGGGAUCUCUGGUAGCAGGUCCGCUUUCCUUUGCCACUGUGUAUUUCACACUGAAGAGUUGUCUUAAUGGGCUGGCUGAAGAUGCCCGUAAUGUGCUCAUGGCUGCUCUGGAAACUCCGGUGUGAAAGCGUGUAUUCUCUUUAAAUUCUGUAAGGUAGCUUUAAAAACUUGUCUAAUGUCCCCAUAACAUCAUGGCGUAAGUAAUGAUCUGACUGGCUGCCAAUACUGUGACAGAUGGAGAAUGUUAAUCUAGAAUUAAUUUGAUGAGAUCGUAGAUUCAUGAUUGUCCCAGUCAGAGUUCUGAGAAUUGGCAGCAUGUAUAAAUAUCUAAAAUAUCUAUAACGUAUAACGUAAGAAAAAAAAAAUAUAUAGAAUAUUAUAUUCUAUAAAAUGCCUUGCAGUUCUUUUAAGGUUUGUGUUUGUUUUGUGUGGAGGCUUAUUGUACCGUGUUUUACAACCUUCAAUCUGAUUAUUAAAGUUUACAACAGAAGAUGCAUCUCACGUGUGCACACACACACUAUGUCAUCCAAAUAAAAAGAGAUCAUGUGAAUGUGG